AUGAGCCACAGGACCUCCUCCACCUUCAGAGAGGAGAGAAGCUUCCAUUCCUCCUCGUCCUCCUCAGCCUCGUCCUCCUCAGCCUCCCGCGCCCUCCCGGCCCAGGACCCGCCCAUGGAGAAAGCCUUGAGCAUGUUUUCCGAGGAUUUUGGCAGCUUCAUGAGGCCCCACACUGAGCCCCGGGCCUUCCCAGCAGCCUCCCUCACAGCCUGUCCCGGGGGGCCGGGCAACAUCAAGACUCUCGGGGACGCCUAUGAGUUUGCAGUGGACGUGAGUGACUUCUCACCUGAGGACAUCAUUGUCACCACCUCCAACAACCACAUCGAGGUGCGGGCUGAGAAGCUGGCAGCCGAUGGCACAGUCAUGAACACCUUCGCUCACAAGUGCCAGCUGCCCGAGGACGUGGACCCCACUUCAGUGACCUCGGCCCUGAGGGAGGACGGCAGCCUCACCAUCCGGGCCCGGCGUCACCCACACACGGAGCACGUCCAGCAGACCUUCCGGACAGAGAUAAAAAUCUGA
Molecule: messenger RNA, 522 nt
Organism: Hyaena hyaena (striped hyena)
Lineage: Eukaryota; Metazoa; Chordata; Mammalia; Carnivora; Hyaenidae
Gene: HSPB7
Product: heat shock protein family B (small) member 7
Exons: 3
Coding region: 1-522 (173 amino acids)
Biological process (GO): heart development
Cellular component (GO): nucleus; cytoplasm
Source: RefSeq, a predicted model, not a curated record